Messenger RNA from Suillus paluster, 156 nucleotides. RefSeq lists its product as uncharacterized. The record is from RefSeq and is a predicted model, not a curated record. Lineage: Eukaryota; Fungi; Basidiomycota; Agaricomycetes; Boletales; Suillaceae. The annotation marks the transcript as partial. The transcript has a single exon.
AGUGAUCACCCUGUUCUCAACUCCCGCUUCCUAUUAUAUGAGGUGCAGCAAGCGUUCAUGUACGGCCUUCAGGCAAACCUCGCUCUUGCAGCUGUCAUGUCGACACCUGCGCUCAUCAUGGGGCAAGACCAUUGGAUUGGAUUCGUGCAUGAAGGU